Peniophora sp. CBMAI 1063 is the source of this 1920-nucleotide messenger RNA. The record is from the annotation of a GenBank genome assembly. Lineage: Eukaryota; Fungi; Basidiomycota; Agaricomycetes; Russulales; Peniophoraceae.
AUGGCGAGCACGAACCGCCGCCUGUCCAUCCCUGCGGUUGCGGCAGACAAGCAGCCUAAGACGAUCAAGCUCACCGUCAUGGCGCUCCUGUCACUUCCCUGGCGUCUUUGCAACCCGCCACCCGCAGUAGGCAAAGUCCGGUCAUGCCAGGUGACGCCCGUCUUCAAGGUCACUCUCGACGACGUCCUGGAUCGCAAACACCUGCCUCCACUGGGCCUCAAAGAUUUUGAAGAAUGGCUUCUCUUCGUUGAGGGAAACGCAGAGAACUUGUACUUCAUGUUAUGGUUCAAGGAGUACUCGGCACAGUAUUCGCGCUGGUACUCACAGGCGAAACCUCCGAAGCCAUCGGAGAGUUACCAGUCGGAUGAUCACUACCGCUUCUCGACGCAAGCUGCUCCCAGCGCUCCUCUGGCGCACUUCUAUAACCGUUGUAAACAGACCUUCUUUACCCCGGGCGCCGAGUUUGAACUCGACAUCCCCUCGGACAUCCUUUCCCCAUUCCAUACCGGGCAUUUCGUCUCUCCGCAUCCUGAUCCUAUAGUCUUCAAUGACGUGGUGCGAGAGACUCGCCGGAUGCUGAAGGACUCGCUUGAUCGUUUCGUGCUGGCUUCGUAUACCAACGUCGGCUCUCAGCGCGCCCUGUGUGGUACGGUUGGUGGCACUGUCUUUGCCAUCGCGGGUUUCGUGGCACCCAUGGUCAUGAACUUCAUGCAUCAUCGCUCUCGCUGGCUUCGUCUACUCGCUCUUCCUGGUCUUUGGAUUGGCCUUACUAUCAUUCUCGCGAGUCUCCACGGGGUUUGCAUGAUGGUUUAUAUCUUCGGCGAUCUCCGCCAGCUGCGCAAGUUCGAACUCGAACGUCCCGCGAUCUCUGCACCUAGACCUUUGGGCUUCCACGAGUCCAGCGUGGAGAACCCCGCAGGCCCUGCGACGUACAAGCCUGCAACUCUGUCUUCACAGUCAAUGCUUCCUGCGGAAGCGUUUGUACGGCCUCGCGCCGCACCCACGCCACCGCCGCUCACAGCUCUCACCAUCCCGCCCCUCGCGAUGGUACACGAAGAGCGCUCGCCUUCUGCUGCCUCGGAUGCGACACCCUACGAGCGCAACUCAUAUGGAUCAGCGUCACAGCGUUCAUCAUGCAGUUCAGUCUCUUCGCUGGCUACCGACGACGCCGAUGACCAAAUCCUCGGUAUAUCCGGGCCCUACUACGACGUUGUACCGGCGCCUGAGGGACCGGCUACGCGCGUCGGUCCAUGGACUGAACCGGCGGAAUCACCGUAUCAUGCAGAUCACACGCCGGAGUGCGUCUUGGCGCGGACGCACGGUGUUGCCACGGCCGGCUUUAUUCGCGCCUUCGAGCCCGAGAGGGACGCUGAAGCCGGCAUCAUGUCUACCAGCGCGUUCGACUUCGACGCGCUACCCGUACGCGAGUGUGUCAAGCAAUGCAUCUGCGGCGCUGAUGCCGAGAAUGCCGGUCCUGCGGUCGCGUCGUCCAUCGCACUUCCCCUCGAGAAGGAGAAGACGCUUGUCCGUCAGAUCUCCGGCAUCGUCUCCGCCCCGCUCGCCGCCAUGACACCGAAGUACCGCGCAAAGCAAGCUUCGCUACCACCUGCACCGACUGAACGCUCUCGACCUUACUGCCAACAUGGCAAGCCAGACGUUAUCUACGUUGGGCGGGAGGCACGGUGCGGGAAGGCGGAUUGCCAUCCAGUGGAGAAGAAACCAAAGUCGGGCAUGCGCGCUCGCACGGCGCUUGCCAUUCAGCGCGCCGUACCCGCGUUCGGUCCCCUCACACGCGUGCUGAAUCCGGUCAUCUCUAGAGCCCAGUGGGAGAUCGUUGUGCGGAGCGCCAUCAUAGCUGCCAUCAUCAGCUUCUCCGUUGUCUUCGGCCUCGUCGCUGUACCAGUCAUGCCUCCGCACUGA